Molecule: messenger RNA, 1749 nt
Organism: Bradysia coprophila
Lineage: Eukaryota; Metazoa; Arthropoda; Insecta; Diptera; Sciaridae
Source: RefSeq, a predicted model, not a curated record
GACAUAUGUUUCGUGCGCAUGUGUUUGUAGAACUUUUUUUUUUCGUCUACUAGUCAAAAUCGUUCCUUGAUGCAAAAUUUUAUUUUAGUAGUGCGUCGUCAAAGGUAAUCAUCAUAUUAAAUAUUGCAAAACAAAAAUACUUAAUGUGCAAAUGCAGUGUGUGAAAAUCGAUCAGUGAAAAAGGGAAACAACAAUUUUAUCAAAUAAAUAAACGGAAUACACACAAGUCGGUAUACCGAACAGAAAAAAAAACUAGAUCUCGCUCAGUUUGUGUUUUUAUUCGCAUUAUUUUGACCGUGAAGCGUUUUUACACUCUCCACUUUACCUGAAAUAAAUACACCAGGGAAAUACACGAGCGUACUGUAAUAAUGUGGCAGCAACAAAAGUCUUUGUUGCUUGUGGGAGCCUUUUCAGUCGGAGCGGUGCUUAUUCUAUCGCUCCAAAUACGACCAUAUGGAUUGUUGUUUUCAAUAUUACUGGCAUUCUGGCUGUACAAAACUCGCUGUCCAAAUUUUAAGUUAAUUACCCCACCAACGAUCACAAAUUGCGGUGAAAAUUUGUAUCACGACUAUCUAGAAUUUAAGCAAAGACAACCCAGAUUAUGCUGGAUAUACACCAGCAGUGUGCUAGUCGCUCUGGCUGUUCUCGGUCACAUAAUAUCGGGAAAAACGAUUAUCGUGUUCGGACUGCUUAUGGCCACAUUGAUAUUCUCGAAACACAAAUUUACGAUCGAGACGGUGCAACAAGAGGAUGAAAGGCUUUGGGCGUCACAAACCACCGACGUUGACGAAUUUCUGCCCGAUGUUAACGAGUCCAAUUUAUCACUGCUCCAGCAUGCUGGCGACGAAGCCGUUAUAUUACACUCAAUCACAUCGCCGCUAAACGACGACGAAGACAAAAGUGACGAAAUCCCAUCCGAUUUAAUAAUACCAGAUUCAUUGCCGGAAGUUGACGAACAGACUGAUUCCAGCGACGAUGAGUGCUUGAUUAGCCCUGCAGUGGCUUUUCCAACACUAAAGUCCCUAUCGAAUCAAGAAAUUGAGUUCAACAGCCGCUACUUUAAGGACACAUCAUCAUCGUCCGAUGAGGAUAGUAUAUCGAAAGGAUUGACAUUUAACGAUUAUAGUAUCGUAGACGGUGCACAGCGACCAAAUGAUAAUAAAAUAGAAAAUUUAUCGGUUGAUAAAGUUGAUAGCCAACGAAGUACGAUGUUCUCCAUUCCGACCAUGAUGGCAGACCUAAUGUCAAAUCUGACGAAAAGUAGCAAAGCUACGUUCGACGUGGAUAAAAGUAAAAGUUUGCCGAAGGGUCCCGAUAAGCAACUCGCAUCGGAAUCGUCCGAUGAAAGCGAAUUCGAAAUUUUGAGCACCGACGAACUUAACAUCAAUUAGGAGAGCUUCUUUAAAAAAAACUAUUUUCAAAUCUUGUUGUGAAUUGUGGCUGGGAUUAGAGAGGAGAAGAAAGGAGUCUAUUUCGCCCGGCAAUUUUUAUUUUUUAUUUCAUUGAUGAUAUCGUAGUAGACCUAUUUUGUGGCAGUAAUAAAUGUGUAAAUUUGAAAAUGUAAAUUAAUUAAUGAACAUUUUGUAUAAUUGAUUUAUUCACUUGUAAAUGAUUUUGACAUGACUUGAUGUCCAUUUUUGGUAUAAAAAUAAUCGGUCCGCAGUGAUGCAAUAUUCUUCUUUCGUUUGUUAAAGCGAUUUCGAAACAUUUUAAUCAAAUUUAACAAUAAUAUGAAGGACGUGUUCGGAA